AUGACGAUUCCUGUUUUGUUUCCAGACGGCCACGCAGAAGUUCUAUUUCUCGAGUUUAAAACCGUUGACGUAGCCCCCUCUAAUGGUACGGCUUCAGCUGAUCCAAUGGAUCACUUGGAAGUUCGAUUUUCCUCUUUGAACUUGCUUUGCAAGGAUAACAAGCGUCCUCGUCAUUCUAAAAAAGGUGGUGACAGAGUGAAUAAAUAUUGGAAUAAGCAGACAAAAAGAGCCACUAAACGCCGUCAUGUUACCAAAGCACAGAGGGAUAUUAAAUUAGAGGAUGCUCGUCAAAGAGUUAGAUUUCAGAGAGAGAAAAGGACCCGUGAUGGAUAUGAAACAGAUUGCGAAGUUAUUUAUCUUAGUGAUGAUGAUGAAGAUGAAAAUCAAGAACAAGAGAAUCCUGAUACAAAUUUAGAAGAAGGCUCAAACAGCAGAACUCUUGUCAGAGUAACCAAGUUAACAAAAAUAACAGAUGUCUUAUUAGGUCCCGCACAUGCCGCAAUUGAAGAUAUUGACAAUUUAAUCAAGUCUUUCCCUUAUAUAUUCAGAGAUAUUCCUCUUGCAUCCCUUGGAAAGAAUGAUAUUACUUAUGAAGGAAAAGUUCUUAAAAAAGGUACCAAGAAAGUUAGACGGGUAUGUGAUAUGUUGUGCUCCAAAAUAAACGCUCCAUCUUUAUCAAUUGCCUCAAAAAAUUUAGGACAUAGUGGCCAAGGAGCACAAAAAACAACAAUUGAGAAAGAAAUAAACCAAUUGGUGAACGACCACCAGUUCAUUGAGCUUUGGGGGAUGCAAGAGGCGAAAAUAAAAAAUGACUUCGAUCCUGAAGACGUUGAUAUCUGGAAAAAUAAUACCCCCAUGCAUUUUAAAAAAUAUAGGCAUGGGGAUUUAACUGGUUUUACGGUGUCUGACACAUUGGCAGAUGCUCAAAUAGCUGCCUUGGAUGACGAAGGCAGAAUUUCUGUUAUUCGUCAUUCAUCACUUCCCUUUAUGAUUUUUAAUCUUUACUUCAAAGUAAAUGAUUAUCGUCAUCAAAUAGGGAGUGCAAAAAAAUUAAGAGAUGCUUUAGUUGCUGCUAAACAAACAGGUUUUCCAACUAUAGCUUUAGGAGAUUUUAAUUCGGUGGUAGAUUACAAAAGAGAUACAAUUACAAAAAUAAAAAAUCCAACCGAAUACCAAUUUAAGCCCGGAGAAAGAGAUCUUAUGAAGUUCUUGAAUACGAUUUUUAAGCUGCUCGGCCUUCUAGAUUUGUUUCGUCAUGAAAACCCCGAUGUCAACCAACCGACAAAUUUCCCUUACAAAGCCGGAGAUAGAAAAAAAAGACUUGACAGGAUAUAUGUUCAUCGUUUUUUACUCGAUAACUACAUGUAUAAAUUGUUCAAGGAGAAUAGGCGUAUUUCAACCCACGACGUCAUUCUGCUCAUCCAUAAGGAUGAUAAAAAAUACUUAGCUCACGAAAAAGUUGAAUUAGAAAAACAAAACAUAAAAAUAGAAAAAAUAAGAGAAUACGAGAAAAAAAAUAUAAAAAUACAAUAUAAAUAA
This is a messenger RNA of Candida dubliniensis CD36, 1539 nucleotides long. RefSeq names its product putative retrotransposon polyprotein. NCBI's taxonomy places the organism in Eukaryota, Fungi, Ascomycota, Pichiomycetes, Serinales, Debaryomycetaceae. The record is from RefSeq and is a predicted model, not a curated record. The coding region runs from base 1 to 1539 and encodes 512 amino acids. The transcript has a single exon.